UCAGAUGUCAUUAUUUUGAAGGACCUGAGAAGAAACACUCCGUUAGCCGCACGUAUUUAAUAGAGAUUUUUUAGCUUUACGUCAGAAUGUGUGCAGACCUGGAGCGGAUCCCCAGGACUCUGUUGGUCUCUGAACGGUCCAGUUUCCAGAACCAAAAGAACCAGCUCAGCGCACACGUGGGGCAGCAUCACUUUAACUACAAGGUGUCGGUACUGCUGCCAGAGUGUGGCUCCGCCCCCCCUCUCCUGGAUGCAGCUCUGAAUGGUUUCAGCAGUUUCUACCUGAUCAGGAACCUGCCGGUGUACAUGCUGCUGGACCAGGACUUUCUGCAGACCGCUGUCCACCAAGGCAGCGUGUACGGACUGUCGUUCGGCUGCAGAGUCGAUGAGGAUCCAUGUGUCGCUCUGAUGCCAAACGGUCGUCUGGUUCUGUCUCUGGACAAAGACUCCUUUGAGUUAUUGGGGUUUGAGAGAAAAAAGUAUAGAUUCACCAAGAGAGCGACGAGCAGAUACGUGGUGUCUGUAAAUUUCAGUGACAGUAGCAUGACUCCAGGUGGGCGGGGCUACCAGCGUCUCCUCACGGGUCUGAAGACACACCUCCCUUUGGUCGUUGACUUCCUGGUGUCACAUCAUCCAGGGGGCACUACUGCUCUUCAGCCUCUCCUCUCACGAUACGAUUGGUCAGAACAUAGACCAUCUGUGAGCACUCGCUGCCUGGCCAACCUGCCCUGCCCCCUACUGACCUCUGACCUGCAGUCAUGUGACCCUCACUCUGUCCUGGAUUGGCUGGGUGCUGUGGAUGCUGAUGUCAGCUGUGAGAACUCAUCCAGCAGCUUCCUGUCGACAAUGGUCUGUCCUGAACCAAAAACUACAGCCAGCAGCGCACUGAAUAUGUCCGUUAGUGGAUUCCUGAACCCACAUGAAAUCCACCACCUCAUCCAGGAGCUCAGGUCUUACCUGGAUCAGUCCCAGUUGGCGUCCUGGGUCGCUCUGACGGUUCAUGGAUUCACGGACAGUCCGGUUUCAUGGGCCGGAGACGAGCGCAGUGUCCUGUGGAGCGGCAACACCUUCUACAGUCUACUGCUGUUCAAAGACGACACCUACCAGCUGCACCUGGCCACAGGAGCGCACCACACCUGUCCGCCUUGACCCACCUUAGACCCACCGAGAUCCGCUGUUACCCACCUUAUACCCACUGAGGUCCGCUGUGACCCAUUGAGGUCUGCCGUGACCCACCAAGGCCCACUCUAGACCCGCUGAGGCCCACCUUAGACUUACCGAGGCCUACUCUAGACCCACCGAGGCCCACCUUAGACUUACAGAGGCCCACUCUAGACCCACCGAGGCCCACCUGGUAAUUUUAGUUGUUUCAGUCCUCAGUUGCGGCAUCAGGAUGAAUGGUGUUGAUGACAUUUAGUUUCAGGGGUUUUCAUUGGUCCUGAGGUUUGAGCUGAUGACAUCCAGACCUACUUCACUGUGUCCAAGUUUUCCAGCGACACCGCCUUGUGUUUAAUGUUUACAGACGAUCAGUUUGGUGUUUCCGGUGUGGCCCCAGAGGCGUUUGUCAUCUGUGUCGUCUGAUUCCAAAUAUGUAACCCUACGGAGAAGAUCUCAAUACUAGUGCCUAAAACUCACAGCAGAGGCUUUAUUUAAUUCAUGUUCCAGACGACAGAUGCACUGGUACGCUGUAAAACUGUCAGUGGAAAAUAAAACUCUACAUUUGUAC
Molecule: messenger RNA, 1725 nt
Organism: Sphaeramia orbicularis (orbiculate cardinalfish)
Lineage: Eukaryota; Metazoa; Chordata; Actinopteri; Kurtiformes; Apogonidae
Product: ribonuclease P protein subunit p40-like
Exons: 8
Coding region: 87-1148 (353 amino acids)
Biological process (GO): endonucleolytic cleavage in ITS1 to separate SSU-rRNA from 5.8S rRNA and LSU-rRNA from tricistronic rRNA transcript (SSU-rRNA, 5.8S rRNA, LSU-rRNA); tRNA 5'-leader removal
Cellular component (GO): ribonuclease MRP complex; multimeric ribonuclease P complex
Molecular function (GO): ribonuclease MRP activity; ribonuclease P activity
Source: RefSeq, a predicted model, not a curated record